Micropterus dolomieu (smallmouth bass) is the source of this 2116-nucleotide messenger RNA. RefSeq names its product E3 ubiquitin/ISG15 ligase TRIM25-like. NCBI's taxonomy places the organism in Eukaryota, Metazoa, Chordata, Actinopteri, Centrarchiformes, Centrarchidae. The record is from RefSeq and is a predicted model, not a curated record. Gene Ontology annotation, molecular function: protein binding; zinc ion binding. The transcript is spliced from 7 exons. The coding region runs from base 73 to 1776 and encodes 567 amino acids.
UAAAUCAUCAGCACACCUGUGAGCCACGCCCCCUCUGUCCCUUCCGGUUUCUGCUCCGAGUUUGUGUUGGAAAUGGCAGCAGCAAUAAUUUCGAUUGAACAAGACCAGUUUUGUUGUUCGGUGUGUCUCGAGGUUUUAAGAGACCCGGUGACGAUCCCCUGUGGACAUAGCUACUGUCUGGACUGCAUUGAAGACUUCUGGAAAGGGCCCAAGCAGAAAGGCCAGUACAGCUGCCCACAGUGCAGGCAGGUGUUUAACCCGAGACCUCUGCUGAGCAGAAACACAGUUCUGGCUGAAGUGGCGGAAAAGUUUCAGGGAACGAGACUUAAUGCUUCAGCUCAACACCCUGCCAAACCUGACGAGGAGAAAUGCAAUGUUUGCACCGGGAGAAAAGGCAAAGCUGUUAAAUCCUGCCUCGUGUGCUCAGAGUCUUAUUGUGCGGUUCACUCCGGAGUCCACGAAGAACGCUUUCAUGGGAAGACCCAUAAAUUAAUCCCAGCUUUAGGUCAGCUGAGAGAGAAGCUGUGCCCGCAGCAUGAUAAAUUACUGAGUCUGUACUGUCGCACUGACCAGCAGUGUGUGUGCUCCCAGUGUGUGAAAGAGAGACAUAAGGGCCACGACGCAGUCUCAGUGGCGGAUCAGAGAGCAGCACAACAGAAAAAACUCCAAGAAACCUCUUUGAAGUCUGUGCAUAAAUUGAAGGACAUGGAGAAGGAACUCAGAUAUGUUGUCAAGUACAUCAAGCACUCCACACAAGCAGCAGUGGAUGAGAGUGAGAGGGUAUUCUUCAAGCUGAUCCGCUCCAUAGAGAAACAAAGCUAUGAUGUGAAGGAGCUGCUCAGAGUCCAGGAGAGAGCAGCUGUCAAUCAGGCUGAGGAGCUGCUGGAGAAGAUACAGAGGGAGCUAGCUGAGCUGAGGAGGGCUGAUGCAGAGCUGGAGAAGAUUUCCCACACAGAGGACCACAUCCACUUUCUUGAGAAGUGCAAGUCUCUUCAUUUCCCUGCAAAGACUGUGGAGAUGCCCAACACUGAUGCGCUUCAAUAUUUGAUGUAUAAAACCAUGACAGGAGCCCUGGCUGAUCUCAAAGACGGUCUGGACAAAACACUUGAAAAAGAAUUUAACAGGGUCUCUGAAAAAGUAAUUUCACUUAAGGAAGCCAGACACCAAAGUACCUCGGUAAAGACUAAAGCAAAAGACACGGACAUAACAUACAACUCAGAACCAAAGACAAGAGCUGAUUUUCUACAAUAUUACAAUGAGAUAACUCUGGACACCAACACAGCCAAUCCCUAUCUAAGCUUCUCUGAUGGUCUAAGAGUGGUGACAACACUUUUGGACCCGCAGCCCUACCCGGACCACCCGUCUCGCUUCUCCAGCUGGGCCCAGGUGCUGGGCAGAGCUGGGAUGGCUGGACGCUGCUACUGGGAGGUAGAGUGGUCUGGUAAGGGAGGAGUUUCCAUCGGUGUCUGCUACAAAAACAUGAGCAGGAAUGGAGGAGGGAGCGACUGCAAGAUUGGACACAACUCCAAAUCCUGGAGUCUGGAUUGCUCUCCCUCAGUCUGUUCAUUUCAGCAUGAUAAGGAGACUGUGACCAUCGCUGCCCCCUGCUGCAGCAGGAUAGCAGUGUAUCUGGACUUCAGGGCAGGGACUUUGUCCUUCUAUAAUGUUUCUGAUUCAAUGGUUUUACUCCAUAAAGUCAAGACUACAUUCACCCAGCCUGUGUACCCAGGAUUUUGGGUGGGGCUGAGCUCUACUUUGAGGCUAUGCUCUCUUUAAAUGUAAAAUACAGGGUUUAAAGUAUUUGUUUGACUUACAAUAAUAAUGAAACACAGAUUUUUGUGCUCAAAACUUUUAAUAGCAUUUUAAUAACCGCACAAGCCGGGAGCAGCAUCAACACUUGGGAGCUGGUUAAGGGCUGGUGGAGCUUAGAUCUUAUUGAAGGCAGCAACAUCUACACUCUGGAUCUGCAGAGAAAAAAGGUUCAACAAAUCAAACUGUACUCAUUUGAACAUAUUUAUGGUGUUAUAGUGAUUUAAUGUACAACAAAUCUAUUUUAUAUCAGCAAUUUGUAUGUCCAUUUUAUUUAAAGUCAAUAAAGCACAUGUAUCCACCGACA